AUGGCUCUCCGGCGACCCCAUCGCAAGUCGCGACACGGCUGUGUAGAGUGCAAACGACGCAGGGUAAAAUGUGAUGAAUCUCGACCGUCAUGUUCGAACUGCUCGAAACGCAAGGCCCGAUGCGAAUAUGACUCGUCUGGUUCGUUGCUAUGGGCAGAUGGGAAGGCACAGUCGCAUGCUAGUAGGUCUAAUAAAUCUGCUUCCGAGGGACCUCAAGAGCAAGAGUCGUUUCAUGACAUGGCGAAUUCUUUCGGUGUCCUUGGGAUGCUGGGAGGCCACAGCGCAACGAGUCCAUAUUCGCUGGCGAGUCUGAACCUUUGUGACCUGGAGUUGAUGAUGCAAUGGUGCAAUGCGACCUAUCUGGUGUUCUCUCGGAAUGACCAGACCGAUCCCAUCUGGCGCGCUCGUGUUCCUGAAGAAGCUCUCUUGCACUCGUUUCUUAUGCACGGAAUCCUUGCCAUGUCUGCACUUCAUAUCUCGCGCACCAGAAAUGAUCACCGACGUGCGGACUAUAUCAGCAUCGCUGUCGCACAUCAGGAUCAGGCGCUGGCUUUGUUCCGUGAGCGCCUACACGACAUCAACCCCACGAAUGCAAAGGCCAUGUUCGCAUUUGCAAGCAUUGUGGCCGUCUAUGCCUUUGGCUUUCCCCAUCCGCCGGACUCAAAAGAGCCGUGGGCUCACGUCGAUGAUCUGCUCCAAGUCUUUGUGCUAUCGAGGGGCGUGCAUCAAGUGCUCAGUACGGCAUCGACUUCCAUUAGGGACAGCAACUUUGGGCCAAUCAUACAGUUUGAAGAGUACGAAGUCAUCUUGCCUGAUGAUAUACUUGCGGCGCUGGGGAAACUACGAGAAGCAAACUACACAUUUGGGACUUCAGAUCCGACCCACGAUACGUCUGUGUAUGAAGACACCAUUCACAAAUGGGCAGACAUGACGGGUGCCAUGUACAGUGGUCUAUCCUCUGUUGCUCUUGCCUGUAGAUGGGCAAUCAGGCUGCAACCGAAAUAUGUGGAGUUUCUGCGCAAGCGCAAGCCGCUGGCUUUGGUCAUUUUGGCAUAUUACUGUGCGAUGCUCCAUCGUCUUCGGCAAAAUUGGUGUCUGGAUGAGUGGGGUCCCAGAGUGUCCAAGUCCAUAUGGCUUCUUUUAGAGAAUCAGUGGCGACCUCUGAUUCAUUGGCCCAUGCGGGAUAUUUUCGGCCAGGCAUUCGAGCCGAACUUAACCUGA
This is a messenger RNA of Aspergillus clavatus NRRL 1, 1221 nucleotides long. RefSeq lists its product as uncharacterized. Gene Ontology annotation, molecular function: zinc ion binding; DNA-binding transcription activator activity, RNA polymerase II-specific. The coding region runs from base 1 to 1221 and encodes 406 amino acids. Gene Ontology annotation, biological process: regulation of transcription by RNA polymerase II. The transcript has 2 exons. The record is from RefSeq and is a predicted model, not a curated record. NCBI's taxonomy places the organism in Eukaryota, Fungi, Ascomycota, Eurotiomycetes, Eurotiales, Aspergillaceae.